Glarea lozoyensis ATCC 20868 is the source of this 1077-nucleotide messenger RNA. Its product is annotated as WD40 repeat-like protein. The record is from RefSeq and is a predicted model, not a curated record. Gene Ontology annotation, molecular function: signaling receptor complex adaptor activity; protein binding. The coding region runs from base 1 to 1077 and encodes 358 amino acids. Gene Ontology annotation, biological process: G protein-coupled receptor signaling pathway. Gene Ontology annotation, cellular component: heterotrimeric G-protein complex; cytoplasm. The transcript is spliced from 4 exons. Lineage: Eukaryota; Fungi; Ascomycota; Leotiomycetes; Helotiales; Helotiaceae.
AUGUCGAUGUCGCAGCAAGAUGUGACGCCCGAGGCGAUGCAACAGCGCAUUCAGCAGGCGCGACGGGAAGCGGAAAGUCUAAAGGACAGAAUCAAGCGCAAGAAGGAUGAUCUCGCGGACAGCACUCUCUCGAAUAUCGCGAGGAGUCAACAGGAGGCGUUACCGAAAAACACGAUGAUGAAAAUUAAGAAGACACUGAAGGGACAUCUCGCAAAGAUCUAUGCGAUGCACUGGUCGACUGAUCGGAGACAUCUCGUAUCCGCAUCGCAGGACGGAAAGCUCAUCAUUUGGGAUGCCUACACAACAAACAAAGUCCACGCCAUUCCCCUGCGAUCGUCGUGGGUCAUGACCUGUGCAUAUGCCCCAAGUGGGAACUACGUUGCGUGUGGUGGUCUCGACAACAUCUGCUCAAUUUACAACCUGAAUCAAGCUCGAGAUGGGCCACAAAAAGUCGCCCGAGAAUUGUCUGGUCAUUCUGGAUAUCUCUCGUGCUGCCGUUUUGUCAACGACCGAGUUAUCCUGACCUCUUCUGGCGACAUGACAUGUAUGAAAUGGGAUAUAGAAUCCGGACAAAAGGUCACGGAAUUCGCUGAUCAUCUUGGUGAUGUGAUGAGCAUCAGCAUUAACCCUACAAAUCAGAACACCUUCGUGUCUGGUGCUUGUGAUGCUUUCGCAAAGCUGUGGGAUAUUCGGGCGGGCAAAGCCGUACAAACAUUUGCCGGUCACGAGUCCGAUAUCAACGCCAUCCAUUUCUUCCCCGACGGACACUCGUUCGUCACUGGUUCAGACGAUGCUACAUGUCGUCUCUUUGAUAUCCGAGCUGAUAGAGAGCUCAACCAAUAUGGAAAUGAGUCCAUUCUUUGCGGUAUCACUUCAGUCGCAACCUCUGUAUCUGGAAGACUUCUCUUUGCCGGUUACGAUGAUUUCGAAUGUAAAGUAUGGGAUAUUACAAGGGGUGAGAAGGUCGGAUCAUUAGUCGGACAUGACAACCGUGUGAGCUGUCUGGGUGUUAGUAAUGAUGGCAUGAGUUUGUGCACUGGAUCAUGGGAUUCAUUGCUCAAAAUCUGGGCCAUGUAA